CCGCCAUUUUUGAAAUCAUUGUUUUGGAGUUUGGUAUCGGAGUUUUGCAGUUUGCUGACUUUGUUUUGGGGAUUUUGUGCGCUUUAUUCACUCAAAGGGAACAUCAGUGGCAUCGAUCAUGACGUCGGUGUUGGAGGACCCUACCCUGGAGAGACACUUCAAAGGACACAGAGACACAGUCACCAGUCUGGACUUCAACCCUAACAUGAAGCAGCUGGCCUCAGGCUCCAUGGACUCCUGUCUCAUGGUCUGGAACUUCAAACCACAGAUGAGAGCCUACAGAUUCGUCGGACACAAGGAUGCAGUAAUGUCUGUGGUGUUCUCUCCCUCUGGACAUCUGGUGGCAUCAGCCUCACGAGACAAGACAGUACGGCUUUGGAUACCCAGUGUUAAAGGAGAGUCCACAGUGUUUAAAGCUCACACUGCCACAGUCCGGAGUGUGGACUUCUCCCCAGAUGGACAGGCUCUACUCACAUCAUCAGAUGACAAGUCUAUUAAGGUCUGGACCGUCCACAGACAGAAAUUUCAGUUUUCUCUCAACCAACACAUGAACUGGGUCAGGUGUGCCAGGUUUUCUCCAGAUGGACGUAUGAUAGUCUCAGGAAGUGAUGACAAGACAGUCAAGCUGUGGGACAGGAACACUAAGGAGUGUGUACACACCUUCUUCGAACAUGGAGGAUUUGUGAACAGUGUAGCGUUCCAUCCAAGUGGCACCUGUAUAGCAGCAGCUGGUACAGACUCCACAGUAAAGGUGUGGGACAUCAGGACAAACAGACUACUGCAGCACUACCAAGUCCACACUGCUGCGGUGAAUGGCCUGUCCUUCCACUCCUCUGGAAACUACCUCAUCACAGCCUCCAACGACUCAACACUGAAAAUCCUGGAUCUUCUGGAGGGGCGACUGUUCUAUACAUUACAUGGCCACCAGGGUCCAGCCACAACUGUUGCCUUCUCCAGGGCGGGUGACUUCUUUGCUUCUGGAGGUUCAGAUGAACAGGUGAUGGUGUGGAAGACCAACUUUGACCAGGUAGACUACAGUGAGGUGCUGAAAUCUCACAAGGCACAGAAUGAACAGCCUCAGCCUCCUCCUCACAUCCACGACAUCCCUCCUCGCUCCCCACAUACAGUCAGACAGGUCCCCAGGCCUGCUGUACCACAGCUUGAUGCGCGGAGUGAGCCCCGUAACCUGGAGGUCCCCAGUCCUGAGGUGGUUGAUGUAGGGCCUGCCCUCUUCUCAAACCCACAAACGGCCGCGGUAGGACAGAAUGGCGCGGUGUCCCACAGCCUGGCCGACUUCUCUCUCACGUCCGCUGAUGUGGCCAUGAGGGAACCGGAGCACGCGGCGCCCCCGCCGUCUGUCGGAGCCACCCAGCCCCUGGAGAGGCAGACCAUCCCACCCCAACUGGCCAACACGCUGGAGCACAUCGUAGGGCAGCUAGACGUCAUCACACAGACUGUGUCUAUCUUGGAACAGAGACUGUCCAUGACUGAGAACAAGCUGAGAGAAGCCCUCGACAACCAGCAGAAGAUCACACUACAAGUCAGACCCACUGACUAGAAACAAUUUUUAGACAUGGUCUUCAUUUCUUCUUGUACAGGCAAAAUUAAGAGUGAAGGUUCCUUUCUGGUAUUAUCUUUAAAGUUAAUCUGUGUUGGUAGAUUUUAGUAGUCAUUAUGAAGCAAGUUUGAACUGUGAUUUCCAACACAUGAAAUUUUCAAGGAAUGAGCAGUCCACUGCUUCUGUGACAUGUAAUGCUGAUGACACACAGCCUGGAGACCAGAUGAUCAUCCCUAAACAAAAAUGGGGGCGCCACAGACUUUCUGCAACACAUUGAUUCACUGCUCAGCAAGUCACGUGUGUCAUCUGCAUAACAUGACAUCAAGGAAGUUGUGAAUUGCUCAUUCCUUGACAAAAUUCCUUGGAGUUGUACAGUAAAAAAUUUGCGCAAGUCCAAUUUCCUGCAUUGGAAAAACAAGUUUAAACUCGCUUCACAAUUCUAAUAUUGUUAAAACACUUUAUGGAAAAGGCAAGGGGUUUGCAGGCACAAAGUGUUUAGAUGUAAGAAUGAAACAUUCCUGUAAGAUAAAGAAUCUAUCAUAAUUCAUAAUUCCAUUUGUAUUGUAUUAAUUAUAGAUUGUGGUGGGAUGAUAUAAUGUCUGGGUACCAGGCUUUCAAUUUUAAACUACUUUUGACAUUAUUGUAGAUUACAGAUAAAUGACAACAGUGAGUUUCAUGUCUAGUGCCUUAAACAUCACGAUGUGGUAGUAUAUUUUUGGGUGGUCAGACUCAUCUUCACAUACUAUGUCCAUAUGUAGUCAUUUGUAAAAAUACAGCAGAACUUCCCUGUGCGGUAGACACAGGGUCAGCGUGCAUAUUUUAGCCUGUUCAGAUUAUUCUCAGGACCCGCCAGUAGCCAUUCAAAAUUAUUGCCUUACACUUUCAGGUGGUUUAGUUGAGAGGAGUAUGAAAUGUUGUAUUUCACAUUGUUGUAACAUUUCAAAUG
Molecule: messenger RNA, 2504 nt
Organism: Branchiostoma belcheri (Belcher's lancelet)
Lineage: Eukaryota; Metazoa; Chordata; Leptocardii; Amphioxiformes; Branchiostomatidae
Product: POC1 centriolar protein homolog A-like
Exons: 14
Coding region: 119-1558 (479 amino acids)
Biological process (GO): cilium assembly
Cellular component (GO): centriole; ciliary basal body
Molecular function (GO): protein binding
Source: RefSeq, a predicted model, not a curated record